Molecule: messenger RNA, 3165 nt
Organism: Pseudo-nitzschia multistriata
Lineage: Eukaryota; Bacillariophyta; Bacillariophyceae; Bacillariales; Bacillariaceae
Source: the annotation of a GenBank genome assembly
CACACAAGACACACAUCUACAACAAGAACAAGCGUUUCGUGCACUGCUUCGAAUCCAAGCGAUAACCGCCUGUAAAACUUUACCCAUAAUGGCCGACUUGACGGUAUUUGCCGAAUCCUUGAUCGCAACUGUUGCGAGAGCCUUUUACGACGACGAUGCUGUUUGCUUGAUCGAUGUUCUCAUUCGAGACAAGUUUCUUCGCGACGAUGAUAUGGCAAAACGGCUSACCAUGCCMGCAAAGAAGCUUCGCUCUACCCUGCAAUUCYUGCAGGACGAGCAGCUGGUCAAAUGGGAAACCGUUGAUGAUUUGAACCAGGGUGGUUCCCAGUCCACGAAAUUUUGGUACAUUGAUUACAACCACGCGGUGCACACAAUCCGAUUGCGGCUACAUUUGUUGCGGAAAGAACUAGAAGCCGACGAAAAUCGCAGUAGAAGCUCGUCCUUUUAUUUGUGCGAUGGGUACAAGGCGCGGCGCUGCAAUGGUCGAUAUAGCGAGGAGGAAGCCCAGCAAAUGGUCGACAUGAACACGGGAGCGUUCUUGUGCCAAGAAUGCUAUCUGAACUACAACAACAACCCGAAUGGGCCUCCGGUAGAUACAUACACACUGCGACUAGUCGAUAACGCAGAUGAAUUGCGGCGUGCAGUGAAUAACAUUCGAAGGGGUAAGUAUCUUUGGGUAAAAAGUGGUUUCAUACCAUUCUUMAAGAGUGCAGAGUUGUAAUCUGUGCACUGAAKGAUUUACGAUCAGGCCUUGAGUUCUAUCAUUGUGCUCUCUUGAGGGAAUCCGGAAAAGGACGAGCAUGGACCUCACGGAGAAACUAUUUUCUAUUUCUAUUGUGUAUUGGUUUCGUCGAUGKUAUGAUGUAGUGAAUGUUCAGUURUCGGGGAAAACGGUUGGGAGUCAACAGCUAAGAGCCGGUAUAUACGAUUUGAUUCAAAAAGUGCGAGGAAAAGGGAAGGCUCCUAUCACAAGCAACUUGCCUUCGGAAAACUUUGCGUUAGGAAGAGGUUCGAAGCGAAUUGAAGGGUAAGUAUACUAACAGGAGUUGUUGAUCCCUUGCAGUGUAUUCUACGAAUGCGAAUUCCAACUUUUUCCUGACCUCACCACUGGUGAAUGGACCGUCAUUCAUCGGUCGGUUUAUUUACCUUGUCACCAUUUUCACAAUGCAGAACCGGGCGUACUGCUGGAAUYAAAACUCGUAAAUUACAAAAAGAGGGCGUAGCAGACACAGCGGACUCUGCUAGGAAUAUUUUAGUAGGUGGUGGCAAGCGUACUGGCUUCCAAUCGGACUUGACGUUCUUGAAGAAUGCCAUGGGGGAUGGAGUCCACUUUUGUAUCGAAAAAGGUGGGAGUGCUCGAGCCAAUUUGUUGAGUCAGCACCAUUCAAAUCUUCAACGAAAAAAGAGGAAAUUAUUGGAUGCCGCAGCGACUAGGGUCGGAACGACUGUCACUCUGUUGGAGCAAAAGGAAAAUGAGGAACGAGAAAAACGUAAGCAARAAGAAGAAGAAGAGCGAGAGCGUAGAGAGCAAGAAAACCAGACUGGAGAAAACGGACGUGACAAUGGCGACGAACACAGCAACAAACAUACAAAGAAGGAAGAAAAUGGUGGUGGAAAAACUGACGAAAAGACCAAGAAAGCUGUCAAUGGAAAGGUUCUUCUUGGAACAACCGGUAUGGAUUGGCUAAACGACAAUAUAUCAAGUAGGGCCGAGUUAGACCGAGAAAUGGAAAAAUUGCGACAGCAAGAUAGAGAACAAGAAAUGUUGUUAUUGGCUGCUACUGCUGAACAAAACGACGUAUCGCACAACGCUAGAUCAAAAUACAUAUUCUUAUCAGAUUACAUAGACCCCGCUCUCCAAGCCCCUAGUCUAUGGGAUGAAAAAACUCGAAAGAUGACGUUCCAAUCCCUAUAUAAAAAAGAAAUUGGCAGACAAGCCAGUCUCUUGGAACUUCCGGAGUACAGGGAGACAGCAGGGACUUUUUCGAGCCCGCCUAAGGGGCUCAUGCCCUCAGCCAAUGUUGUUGAUGAUCGAGCGGUCGCCUGGGAGGAUGGUUAGGCCGAACCAAGAGCAACCACAUAAAAUAUAAAKCGUCCUUGACGUCGUUUGCAAACAGGAUGGCUUCAAUCGAGAAGGGAUUCUUUGUUUGUGCUAACUUAACUGCGUUAUUGAUGACGAGACCAAUUUAACUUCCAUGCCGUCUUUUGAAUUGACCAUCUAACUUUUUUGGCAUGAGUUUAAAUCUAUCAGCACACUUUUUWGAGACAUAUURACAAAUUAUCAUGGAUUAGCGAUAUCCUUCUUUCUUGGACCGAAGUGCGAAGUAAGCAAUGAUACGGGGCCAUAAAGCAAAUAGAAACAGCAUGCUUGUAUUGAAUGCAACUGUGUUUUUGACUCGRAACAAAUCCAAGACAAUGUCGGGAGAGACCGUGCCCUCGAUACUUCCGUCACAUUGAGGGAUGAUAUCACUUCCAUCACACGGUAUUGGUUCACUGAAAACAAUUGGGAGGACAGAAAAAAAUGCGUAACUAUAGGGAGAUACAUAUUGCCCCCACGCCAACCACGAAGGGACGUUUUGAACAAAGAACCCUCCCAACAAUGCCAAAAAAAGAGCAACAACAGUCAAAACUGUUGCCCCUUUCUCCAUGUCGUAAAUUGUGGAUCCGACAAGGAGUCCGAGGGCCUCUCCAGCCAUGACGCUCAUUAAGGUGAUCCCCACGGUGGAGAUGAAUACUAAGCAGCUUGUACUUAUCGACGCCAUCCAAAAACUUAUUGUCAURUAAAGGCAUGGGAGUAUGAUCAGGGCAGGUAGCUCACUAGUCGUCUUAGCAAGAAAGUAUGCGCUGAGACGAUACGAUCCACUUGAKCGUUCCUUCAAAACCACUUCUCGUUCGGUAGGAAAGGUCGUAAAAGAUUGAAACAUGGAUUCCAUGACCCACAACGUCAUAGUAAAGAAGAAAUAUGAUCCACGAUCAUGAAUAGAUGCCUCGGUGUAAUCCAUCUGAAAAUAUAGGGCCCCGGUUACCAAACCAAGAAGAAUACUCUUCGUGAUAUUCAUCGGAGUGAAAAUGGCGGACUUGGAGUUUUUGAGAGAUCGAUUCACAAGAAUCUUAUACUGCUGUCCCCAGCUGGUAUUGUAUUUAGAAUAAUUCUUGUCUUUGUUU